Lampris incognitus (smalleye Pacific opah) is the source of this 1524-nucleotide messenger RNA. RefSeq names its product neuromedin U receptor 3 (gene nmur3). Bases 226 to 1419 code for a protein of 397 amino acids. The record is from RefSeq and is a predicted model, not a curated record. Gene Ontology annotation, molecular function: neuromedin U receptor activity. The transcript is spliced from 3 exons. Lineage: Eukaryota; Metazoa; Chordata; Actinopteri; Lampriformes; Lampridae. Gene Ontology annotation, cellular component: plasma membrane. Gene Ontology annotation, biological process: G protein-coupled receptor signaling pathway.
CUGGGAAAGAGCCACUGCGAGUCUCAUCUUCAUUGCGACUCCUGCAUUUAUGGUGCUGCAAGGAAGGCUCGCUGUAAACGACCACCCAUAACGCGUUUUGAGCCGACAGGGGCAAACCAGCAAGAUCCAGAUCUCCACGGUUCAACAAGAACAGGAAUAUAAAGAAGAUAUUUUGACACCUCUGGUCAUCACUUCACCCUUCCCCAUACAAGGCUACUUGCUAAAAUGGAACCCCCUAUGCAGAGCAAUUUCUUCUUGAACUUAUCGAAACCACGGAGCCCAUUCCACGAUGCAACCGUGCAACUAAACACCUCUGGGAAUUACACCAAUGACCAGUCCCCAAUCGACCCCCUCUUUGAAAUUCUUGGCCCAAGGCGGUCUCCCUACUUCGUCCCUAUAACGCUCAUUUACCUCCUCAUUUUCUUCACUGGCUUGUCCGGCAAUCUGCUGACAUGCACAGUGAUAGCCAAACACAAGAAAAUGCGUAACCCCACCAAUCUGUACCUGUUGAGCCUGGCUGUGUCCGACCUCCUCAUGCUCUUGUUCGGAAUGCCCCUAGAGAUUUACGACCUGUGGCAAAACUACCCAUUCUCCUUUGGUGAGGGAGGCUGCUAUUUCAAAACUUUCCUCUUCGAGACUGUCUGCUUCGCCUCCAUCCUUAACGUCAUGGCCCUGAGUGUGGAGAGGUAUGUGGCUGUUGUGCACCCGCUCAAGAUACGCUACAUCUCCACCAACGAGCACGCCAAGAGGGUCAUCAUAUUCGUGUGGGCAAUGUCCAUGGUGUGUGCCAUCCCCAACACAUCGCUGCAUGGCAUCUUCUACCUGCCAGAGUGGACGAAUGAGUCGGCCAUAUGCACCGUGGUCAAACCGUUGUGGAUCUACAACUUGAUCAUCCUGAUCACAACUGUUUGCUUCUAUUUUGUGCCCAUGGUCAUGAUUAGUGUGCUGUACCUAGUGAUGGGUAUCCAUUUGGGCAGAGCCGGGCACCAUCUCAGCAGGAACCAUGGAAAGAACUGCACCUCCGAUACCAGAGGAAAGAUCCAUUUGGAGAAUGGCCACAGGAGACAGGUCACCAAGAUGCUCUCAAUCGUUGUGGCUGUGUUUGGGGUGUGCUGGGCCCCCUUCCACAUCGAGCGGCUCCUCUGGAGUUCCAUCAGGCAGUGGACCGACUUGAUGCAUGUUAUCCAUCAGUUUGUCCACAUCCUGUCAGGUAUCCUCUUCUACCUCAGCUCUGCUGUCAACCCCAUCAUCUACAACCUGCUCUCCACACGUUUCUGUGAGUGCUUUAGAGAACUUGUCUGUUCCCAGAAGAAGGACAGUGCCUCUCUCCGAGACUCUCAAUCCUUCCCUAAGAUUUUUUUGGGCCCCUCCAUCCCAAGUCCCAAAGCACAGGCAAAGGGUAAAACUCCAACUCUUUAAUCCCUUUGCAGUCUCCCAGUGUGUCUCUGAGCAUAGACACCUUUCAAUCUUCACAUGUACAAGAGUCUGAUUGCGUAACCUCCACACAGAGAGUGAGAUUUGACA